CGCAAUGGGAACGCGGCAGGAGCACAAAUGCGAUCACUGCCAGAAAUUAAGAAGAAAUGGUCGGACAUCAAGGUGGAUGUGAAGAACAGGGUUGCUGCACAUCGCCGGAGUGUUUCAGCCACAGGUGGAGGCCCAGGUUUACCGGCGCUGACUCCACAUGAAGAGCGAGUUGCUGCAAUGAUUGGGGAGACAACGCUCGUUGGUAUCCUGCCAGAAAAUGAAGCCGAAUCAGACAUGAUUGUUCAAGUGGAAACUGGGGAAUGCAGUGCCAGAGACGCAGAGGAAUCCAGUUCCUCAUCCAGCGUCUCCACACUGGACCUCUGACAGCCCCUCACUUGGUGCAACGGGAGGUGCCUGAAGCAGAGGCACCGCCGGCCUCAGUUGAAGGAGGUCAUCAAUCAGGCCAGGUGCUAACCGACGCUGUGCUGC
This is a messenger RNA of Austrofundulus limnaeus, 429 nucleotides long. RefSeq names its product nuclear apoptosis-inducing factor 1-like. Gene Ontology annotation, cellular component: nucleus. The record is from RefSeq and is a predicted model, not a curated record. The coding region runs from base 28 to 324 and encodes 98 amino acids. The transcript is spliced from 2 exons. Lineage: Eukaryota; Metazoa; Chordata; Actinopteri; Cyprinodontiformes; Rivulidae.